UAACAAGGAAUCAUCAUUUUCAAGAAUUUUGAAUUUUUUUUUCAUGUUGAAAAUGAUGUGUUUUUGGAUCUAAGUCGAUUUGAUUCAUUGUUUGCUUGUGAUUGUAUUUGGGUUUUUAUUGAAUUGGUGGUGAUCUCUUGUUUUUUUUUUUUUUCUGAAAAUUUUGAUUUGGGUGGUUGAAGAAAAAAAAAGGUGGGGGGAUCCAAUCUGUUUGUGAAAAUUCCAGUGUGAAAAAUCGAAAACCAUGGCGAGAGGUAGAGGAGAUAAAGAAGAUGCUGAGAAGUACACUGGUUUGCUUAAACUAGUUCAAGUUCUGUCGUUUUUGGUUGUCUUCGUCGCUGGAAUCAUCAUCGGAUUAGCUACCAGUGCUCAUAUAAAUACUUAUUUCUCUUCUCAAGCACAGCUUUUUUCAACUUCGACGGUCACUUCAUUUCAAGUAUCGAGUAACAAAGCCAACUGCAAUCAAACUCAAGCCCCAUGCCCAGAGAUUGAUUACCUUUCAAUGGAUGCUUUUAUUCAUCCAAUGAAUUUAACACAUAAAUUAUCAGAUGAUGAGUUGUUUUGGAGAGCUUCAAUGAUGCCUUAUAAAAAAGAGUACCCAUUUCCAAGGGUACCAAAGGUGGCUUUCAUGUUCCUUACUAGAGGUCCUUUGCCUUUCAUGCCUUUAUGGGAGAGGUUCUUUAAGGACCAUGAAAUUUUUUUCUCUAUUUAUCUACAUACACCUCCUGAUUAUUACCUUAAUGUCUCUACUAGCUCUCCUUUCUAUGGAAGACAGAUCCCUAGUCAGCGUGUGGAAUGGGGGUCCUUUUUACUUGCUGAUGCAGAGAGGCGGUUACUAGCCAAUGCACUGCUCGACUUCUCAAACGAGCGAUUCAUUCUUCUUUCCGAGAGCUGCAUCCCAGUCUAUAACUUCCCAACUGUCUACAAGUAUCUCAUUGGUUCUACCUACAGUUUCGUUGAAUCAUACGAUGAUCCAACCCGCUAUGGUCGUGGUCGGUACAACCGUAAGAUGCUUCCUCACAUUAAGCUCUAUCAAUGGCGAAAAGGAUCCCAAUGGUUCGAGAUGCAACGUUCAGUUGCAACAUACAUUGUCUCAGACACCAAGUACUACAACCUUUUCAAGAAGUAUUGUAAGCCCGCAUGCUAUCCUGAUGAGCAUUACAUUCCAACUUACCUGAACAUGUUCCACGGAUCAUUGAAUGCAAAUCGGACCAUAACCUGGGUCGAUUGGUCAAUGGGAGGCCCUCAUCCAGCAAAAUAUGAGGGAGUUAAUGUCACAGAAGGUUUUAUACAAUCCAUAAGGAAUAACGGAACGCUUUGUUCGUAUAACGAUGAGCUAACAUCGGUAUGUUAUCUCUUUGCUCGAAAAUUUGCUCCGAGUGCAUUGGAGCCUUUGCUCAACCUCAGCUCGACUGUGAUGAACUUUUGAGAGAUUAAAUCAGGCAAUGGUUGAAAUUCCUUUCCUCCCCAUUGAGUAAUCAUUUAAUUUUUUAGGGAAGUUUCCAGAUUUUUACAGGCUCCUA
Gossypium raimondii (Peruvian cotton) is the source of this 1523-nucleotide messenger RNA. RefSeq names its product glycosyltransferase BC10. The transcript has 2 exons. NCBI's taxonomy places the organism in Eukaryota, Viridiplantae, Streptophyta, Magnoliopsida, Malvales, Malvaceae. Bases 245 to 1429 code for a protein of 394 amino acids. Gene Ontology annotation, molecular function: glycosyltransferase activity. The record is from RefSeq and is a predicted model, not a curated record. Gene Ontology annotation, cellular component: membrane.